CAUAUUUUUCUCACUCCUUUCUUAUUUUCUCUCACUAUAUGGACCCAUCGUUAACGAAUCCUCCGCCGGCCGCCGCCGCCGUCUGGAACCCACCGGAGCAGGAGAAUUACAUGGCUCCGGCUGCAAAUCCGGCCCCUACCAACGGCCAUAGCAACCCUUCUUACCCUGAGAUGGUAUUAGCUGCGAUUGGGGCUUUGAAAGAGAAGGAUGGGUCGAGUAGGCAAGCUAUAGCGAAGUAUAUAGAACAGGUCUAUACUGAUCUACCAUCGGACAACUCUGUCUUGUUGACUCGUCACUUGAAGUUGAUGAAACAAGCUGGUCAGCUUAUAAUGGUUAAACAUUCCUAUAUGCUUCCUGGAUCUGCUUCUUUUGUUCCCCAACCAGCUCCUGUUGAAAAUGGUCCUUCUAUUGAGCCAAAAAGAAGGUCUGGCCGACCAUCUAAGCUGAAGGUUGAUUACCAGCUUGUUGUUGCUCCUACUCCUCCUGUUCAGGAAUCAAUUUUUGUUUCUUUAGGACUGGAUGAGCCUGUUCCUCCUUCGCCUCCUGCGGUUCAGGAUGAGAUUGAUGUAUCCCAAGCACACUCUGUUUUUGGUAAGAGGGGUCGUGGUAGGCCUCCUAAACUCACACCUGUGCAUAUUCCUGUUCAGCAAACUGCUCCUGCUAGUGCUAGUCAGAAUGGGUCUAAAAGAAAGAGAGGUCGGCCAUCAAAGCUUGAGAGUGUUGUGCAGAGACUUGGAGGCAGGCCAAAGAAGGUUCCCAAGCCGACUAAUGGAACUCCACGCGGAAGACCUCCAAAGUAUGUAGUCUUAACUGCCGCUGGUAGUGGAAAAGAACAGGCUGGAGUCACACCGGAGAAAAGGAGGGGGAGAAGAAAGGGUAGCUCGUUGAAGAAGUCCAGAAGACUUAGUGGAAAGCCAUUGGGCAGACCAAGGAAGAAGCUGUUGGUUGGAAGGGAAGGAGGUGCGGAGCAGAAUCAAGUACCACCAGCACAUGGCGAUGAUCUCGUAAAAAAACUGGAAUACAUUCAAGAAAAAAUAAAACAGGUAGUUAGUGCAGUGAAGCCACACUUAAAUAGCAUAACUGCUGCAAAUGCCCUUGGGGAACUGCAGGAGUUGGAACAACUUGCGAGUGAGAAGUUACAAGUAAAUCAUCCACUGCAACUUCCGGCUGAUAGUCCUCCAGCCCAAAUAACAAUUGUGUCCCAAAAACCAGUCCUGGUUCCUCCUCCGGCUCAUUUCUCUGUCCCCACCUCGGUCCCCAUUGCAGCUCCAGAUAUGUAUCCCAUUUCCUAUUCUACAUUUCAAGCUGCAUAUCAAGCUCAAUCCCUCCAUUGAAAUAAACUUGGGUAACUCACCCAUCUUGAUAGUUCCAAAUUGUCAUGCUUGUUGUAAAGUACAGAAUUCGCGGUUGAAGGAUCUUCAAAUGGUGUGGGGCCCACUUUUGUCGCAAUAAUGGUGAAUUUGGGGGAGGUGUUGUUACUUACAUGACCUAGUUGGUUGGUUGGUUUAGUAUGAGAAUUUUAUUAUUAUCAACUGUAAUUUGAUGUUUUAUUCUGAUAUUUAGUUGUAGUAAGAAUGGUACCUCAUUUGUUUUUUUCUCUGCUUGUUGGGAUUCAUAUAAUAUUUACAACUUUUAACUUUAUUGAUGCACUUUACAAAUACUCAUGUUUU
Messenger RNA from Impatiens glandulifera, 1670 nucleotides. RefSeq lists its product as uncharacterized. Bases 39 to 1334 code for a protein of 431 amino acids. The transcript is spliced from 4 exons. NCBI's taxonomy places the organism in Eukaryota, Viridiplantae, Streptophyta, Magnoliopsida, Ericales, Balsaminaceae. Gene Ontology annotation, biological process: nucleosome assembly; chromosome condensation; negative regulation of DNA recombination. The record is from RefSeq and is a predicted model, not a curated record. Gene Ontology annotation, molecular function: nucleosomal DNA binding; double-stranded DNA binding. Gene Ontology annotation, cellular component: nucleolus; nucleus; nucleosome.